AUGGCCCUCAACAAAUACGGCCAACCUCUCUUAUGCAGAGCCUUAUUAGACUCAGGUUCGCAGCUACAUUUCAUAACUGAAUCUUGCGCUUCACAGCUUGGUCUUGAGCGCUCACGGACUGAUCUGCCCAUCAGCGGUAUUGGAAACUCCACCUCGACAAUACGUCACAAAAUCACUACGUCCAUAUACUCACGGUUCAGUAAAUUUUCUAAAACAAUUGACUUUCACGUCUUGCCACAAAUUACUGGCAACCAUCCUGAUAGCUUCAUCAAUGUCGACGAAUGGGAUAUCUUAAAAAGGCUUGACCUAGCCGAUCCUCAUUUUUAUCGUCCGAGCAAAAUUGACAUCCUCAUCGGAGCGGAGCUACUCUUCACUAUCCUGAAACAGGAACAGUAUCGCCUUGCUAUCGACCUUCCUAUCUUACAGAGUACCGAACUUGGAUGGGUAGUCGCUGGCAAACUGCAAUCAAAACCUCUGCCGCUUUCACACUGCAACAUUGCAACCACAGCACUUCCCACACUCUCUUCUCUAGAAAGGACACUUCACAAAUUUUGGGACCUAGAAGACUACAAGGCUCCGUCUAAGACUCUCUCCCAAGAGGAAGAAGAAUGUGAGAAACACUUUAAGCAGUCCUUCUCACGAACAAGCUCUGGUCGCUUCAUUGUCCGUCUUCCAUUUCGACGAAACCCGUCACAACUCGGAAACUCACUGAACACAGCUUCUAAAAGAUUCAAAACGCUUGAACGCAAGCUCAUCUCCAAACCGGAACUGCAACAGCCUUACAGAGCAUUUGUUAACGAGUACAUAAAUCUUCACCACAUGCAAGAAAUUAAGACUAUACCAACCUCAAACUAUUUUUUACCACACCACUGCGUUGUCAAACCGGAUAGCUCAUCCACAAAACUCCGAGUAGUUUUUGACGGUUCGGCAAAGACUUCAACAAAUCUCUCUCUAAAUGACCUGCUUAUGGUUGGACCAACCGUACAGCCCGACUUAUUUACAGUCUUAAUCAAUUUUCGCACAUUUGCUUACGUAUUCAUGGCAGAUAUUCGUCAGAUGUUUCGACAAAUUCUUAUUCACGAAGACGAUCGAAAAUAUCAAAUGAUAGUUUGGCGCAAUGAGCCGAACGAAAUUCUAAAAUACUACCUCCUGAAUACAGUGACAUAUGGCACAUCAUCUGCUCCCUUCUUAGCCACUAGAUGUAUCGUUCAAUUAGCAGAGGAAGAAGAGGCUCAAUUUCCUAAAGCAGCCCAUGCGGUUUUAAAUGGAGUCUAUGUAGACAAUUUCAUGACAGGAGCUAAUGACCUCUCAGAAGCUAAUCAACUUAAGAAAGAUAUCAUCUCAAUCUUAGCAAAAGGGCAGUUUGAACUCAGAAAAUUCUGUGCUAAUAACGACCGACUUUUAGAUGACACUCCAGAAGAACAUAGAGAGCCCUUUGUGAUCAUAAAUAAUUCUGAGACAAUCAAAACUUUGGGAUUGAUCUGGCAACCACAGGAAGAUCUUUUCAAAUUCAAUUAUGUACCAGAAUUUCACAAUCAGACUUCCAAAAGGACAGUGCUCUCUGAUCUAGGUAAGAAUUUCGAUCCUCUUGGCUUAAUCGGUCCAAUCGUCGUAAAAGGGAAGCUGUUCAUGCAACAGCUCUGGAAAUCUAAACUAGGAUGGGACUCACCACUACCAGAGGAGCUUAGCCUUCAAUGGGAUCGCUACAUUCAGCAGCUAAAUGAAGUCAAAUUCUUGUCCUGCCCUCGGCAUCUUCUUGGUCAAUCAGAAUAUGUUGACAUCCAACUACAUGCAUUCUCGGACAGCAGCGAAGCCGCAUACGGAACGUGUUGCUAUUUACGUUCACUAAGUCGUUCAGGCGAAGUAAACUGCCAGCUCAUAUGCUCCAAAUCACGCGUAUGUCCAAUAAAGUCGACAAGCCUACCUAGACUAGAGCUCCAAGCAGCAGUCAUGAUGGUCGAGUUAGUUGACAGGCUAACAAAAAUACUCCAACUCAAGAUCAACGAUAUUUUCUAUCAUACCGAUUCGCAGAUUGUUUUAGCCUGGAUUUCCCAACCAUCAUACACAUGGGUUACAUUCGUCGCCAAUAGAGUAGCCAGAAUUCAAGAACUCUCCCAAGCAGAGCAAUGGAGACAUGUUUCUGGAAAAAUUAAUCCGGCAGAUCUGAUCUCAAGAGGUUGUACAGCUGAUACCUUACAAUCAUCAUCUCUCUGGUUCCAAGGACCAAGCUUCUUAAUUUCAAUGCAUGAGAGCUGGCGAGAAACAGCAAUGCUCAGCUCUUUUGAAGAAAUCCCGGAAAGAAAAUCAUCCAACAAGGCGCUCAUCGCAGCACAUCCGCAAUACUACAGCGUAAUGCAAAACGUAAAAUACAACGAUUCACUCCCAAAACUAGAGAGAAUAUUCGCUUACGUAUAUCGUUUCUACAAUAAAGCACGAAAAAUUCAAACUACUGCGGUACUUUCAACUCUUCCCACUGUGGAGGAAAGUAAUCUCGCCCACAACGGCUUAAUCAUAAAUAUGCAACUUCUUGAAUUCAAAAAUGAAUUCAAUCGCCUUCAAAAUUCUGAACAAGUUGAACAAACUAGUCGUCUUCGAAAUCUUUGCCCAUUUAUAGCCAGAGAUGGCUUGCUCAGGUCGCUUCAUGCAGCUCCACAGGCACUUCUUGGUAUAAUUCGUCAAAGGUACUGGCCUAUAGAUGGACUAAACAUGGCUCGUCGAGAAUUCAAUAAAUGCCAACGCUGUUUCCGUGUCAAACCAAAAUCAGUAGAGCAGUUUAUGGGCAAUCUUCCACCAGAACGGGUAUCACCAGAAGGUCCAUUCCUGACCACUGGCGUUGACUUUUGUGGCCCCUUUAAACUACGCUACCAGCCAAGGGCUCGAACAAUCAUUAAAGGAUACAUCGCUGUCUUCGUCUGCUUCACCACUAAAGCAGUCCACUUAGAAGCAGUCGGAGAUCUAACUACAGCCUCGUUCAUCGCAGCACUCCGACGAUUUAUCGCCCGGCGCGGCCUCUGUCGUACAAUAUUCUGCGACAACGCAACCAACUUUGUCGGCGCCCGAAACGAGCUCAAAGAACUAGCGAGAUUAUUCGAAAGUGAAAGCCUGAUACAGAUUAAGGAAAUCUGUCGAGUGGACCGAAUCGAGUGGCGUUUUAUUCCUCCAAGGUCACCUCAUUUCGGUGGUCUCUGGGAGGCUGCCGUCAAGUCUGCGAAGUACCACUUCAUUCGAGUAGCAGCAAAUGCGAUUCUUAACUAUGAAGAACUAAACACUCUCACCGCUCAAAUCGAAGCAAUUUUGAACUCGCGUCCAAUUACACCGCUCUCAUCAUCACCGAAUGACCUGGAACCACUCACUCCAGGCCACUUUCUCAUAGGACGUCCGUUGACAUCCAUACCAGAACCCUGCUUACUAGAUGCUAGUAUCUCGAGGCUCACCAGGUUUAGACGGUUACAACAAAUUCAGCAACAAUUUUGGAAACGCUGGUCUCGAGACUACCUCCUUAGCCUACAAGAACGUACCAGGUGGUACAAAAAAUCUGAAAUUCUCAAAGCAGGCACAAUCGUUCUCAUACAUGACGACAACUUACCCCCAUACAAAUGGCUUAUGGGACGAAUCCUCAAGACUUUCCCUGGCUCUGAUGGCAUCGUACGUGUGGCUGAAGUCAAAACCAAACUUGGCAUCUAUAAACGAACAGCCAAUAAACUCUACCCACUUCCGAUGUAA
Molecule: messenger RNA, 3723 nt
Organism: Eupeodes corollae
Lineage: Eukaryota; Metazoa; Arthropoda; Insecta; Diptera; Syrphidae
Exons: 2
Coding region: 1-3723 (1240 amino acids)
Biological process (GO): DNA integration
Molecular function (GO): nucleic acid binding
Source: RefSeq, a predicted model, not a curated record